CAUUCUUUAUCAGAGACUGGUUCUCAAUAUUCAACAUGCGCUCGUUUUAUGCUUUCGCUCCUUUGACCGUGGCGCUGCGCGCUGCUGCCAUGUACGAUGACUGGUACUUUGGCAACAUGUUCACUCUCGGACCUACCAGCGACGAUGUAUACAUCACCAAGGCUACCUACUCGCUCGUUCCCCCUCCUGUUCCUUGCGGCUCUGUCCAGGACAAGAGCGAGGCACCCUGGUUGUCUAUCUGGGUUGGAGUGUCGGAGUCGAUGUCCAGCCAGGCGGAGGAUUUGUUCCAGCCGUUGCUGAACUGGUCGCCGGAUCAGGAGUCACAGGCUUGUCCGGCGACGAACAAGGAGUGGUGUGUUGCUACUAGCACCUAUCACUUAUCCGGCCAGGUUCAGCAGCCAUACGUGACUGUCCCUAAUGACUCUCAGCUCGACUUUACCAUCACCGUCGACAACGAAUCCGACAAAAUCAUCCAACAAGUCUCCAUCAACGGCAAGGAAGUCUCCAAACAAUCUGACGCCAAAUCCAUCAGCCCUAGAUUCAUUUAUUCCAGCAACGAGUGCUACCUUGACGCCUGCGGUACCGUCAACAGCUACACCUGGUCCAACAUGACCAUUCACCUCAGUGGCGCGGACAAGAGCUUUGGUGACAGCCUUGCUCUGGACGAGGCUUCGAGCAGUGGCUUGAAGACCUCCGACAAUGGAAAGACGUGGCAUGUGGACUCGAUUAAGAUUGACAAGGAUUACUUCUACGAAGAUAAGGAGAAGAGGGAGUGUUCGUCUUCGUAAGAGUCUGGUUGAUGUGGGAUCAUAAAAAAGGGCUGGCAGAUAAUUUAAUAUUGUAUAUUUAACAAGAAUGGCUGGUCUAUAUGCAUCCUUUUAAGCACAGAUCGAUAUAUACAUCUUCAAUCGCCGAAAGACAAAUUUUGUGCAUCGCUCUAGUAAAAGCUUAAUCAAGCCAGGGAAGGUGCAAGAGAUAUGCGCAGUAUAUCUAAGCGUGAUGCCUUUCUUGCAAAAUGAUAUGGUUGAAGGUACUCAUAGCAAACUAUUG
Molecule: messenger RNA, 1050 nt
Organism: Aspergillus wentii DTO 134E9
Lineage: Eukaryota; Fungi; Ascomycota; Eurotiomycetes; Eurotiales; Aspergillaceae
Exons: 4
Coding region: 36-788 (250 amino acids)
Source: RefSeq, a predicted model, not a curated record